AUGGAGGAGUCGAGUGGAUCGACAGGUCUGGCUAAAUCAGCCGCGCUCAAACUCUCAGAGAUGGGAGAGAAGACCAAGCAACUGGGCGACGCGAUGCACGACCCGGAGCGCCAGCGGCGCAUCAUUUUGGUGAUCGUGUGCGUGGCGCUGCUGCUGGACAACAUGCUGUACAUGGUGAUCGUCCCCAUUAUCCCAGACUAUCUGGCCGAUCUGGAGAGCGUCCAGGCGUCUCACGACAACACGUCCUCCGCGGAGAACCUGGACGUCAAGAUCGGGGUUUUUUUCGCGUCCAAGGCCAUCGUGCAACUUUUGGUGAACCCGUUAUCGGGCACCUUUAUAGACCGGGUGGGUUAUGAUUACCCGUUGUUGAUUGGACUGCUGGUGAUGUUUUUUUCCACCACCGUGUUUGCGUUUGCAGAAAGCUACACCACCUUGUUUUUCGCGCGUAGCUUGCAGGGGUUGGGUUCGGCGUUUGCGGAUACCUCGGGGAUCGCCAUGAUUGCUGACAAGUAUACAGAGGAAUCUGAGAGAAGCAAGGCUCUGGGAAUUGCCCUGGCAUUUAUUUCAUUCGGAAGCUUAGUGGCGCCCCCUUUCGGCGGGGUGCUUUACGAAUUUGCAGGAAAGCGGGUACCAUUCAUUGUGCUAGCAUGCGUGUGCGCGGUCGACGGAUUACUGCUGCUCACUGUUAUCAAACCCUUCUCAGACCGGACACGUGAGAACAUGCCCGUCGGUACGCCCAUUUACAAACUAAUGGUGGACCCGUAUAUCGCCGUGGUGGCGGGCGCGCUUACGGUAUGCAACAUUCCUUUAGCCUUCCUCGAGCCCACCAUAGCCAACUGGAUGGAGACCACAAUGCAUUCCACAAAGUGGGAAAUGGGUUUGACGUGGCUGCCAUCGUUCUUCCCGCAUGUCCUCGGCGUGUACAUAACGGUCAAGCUGGCUGCCAAGUACCCACACUUACAGUGGUUCUACGGCGCACUGGGCAUGGUCAUCAUCGGCGCCAGUUCAUGCACCGUGCCCGCCUGUAAGAACUUCGGACAGCUCAUGGUGCCACUAUGCGGGAUCUGCUUCGGGAUCGCCCUGGUCGACACAGCCCUCCUGCCCACGCUCGCGUUCCUGGUCGACGUCCGCCACGUCUCCGUAUACGGCAGCGUGUACGCCAUCGCAGACAUCUCGUACUCCAUGGCCUACGCCAUGGGACCCAUCGUGGCAGGGCAGAUCGUGCACAACCUGGGGUUCGUCCAGCUCAACCUGGGCAUGGGCCUGGUCAAUGUACUUUACGCACCCGCACUGCUCUUGUUGCGCUACGUGUGCCAGGUAAGACCUUCCAACUCGGAGAGGAACGUCCUUCUGGAGGAGGGACCCACCGGGCUCUACGACACCAUCAAGAUGGAGGAACGCAAGCUGAAGAGGAAAGGACUCUGCACCACCAACACCAACAUUAAUCCCACCACCAAUUCACUGCCUUUUGAGGAUGGGUUUCACUCAAGGUCCCCCUCCGAGGAGGAGUCAUCCGGACCAGAGUACACCUAA
Molecule: messenger RNA, 1533 nt
Organism: Trichomycterus rosablanca
Lineage: Eukaryota; Metazoa; Chordata; Actinopteri; Siluriformes; Trichomycteridae
Gene: slc18a3b
Product: solute carrier family 18 member 3b
Exons: 1
Coding region: 1-1533 (510 amino acids)
Biological process (GO): xenobiotic transport; chemical synaptic transmission; transmembrane transport
Cellular component (GO): AP-1 adaptor complex; terminal bouton; AP-2 adaptor complex
Molecular function (GO): xenobiotic transmembrane transporter activity; acetylcholine transmembrane transporter activity
Source: RefSeq, a predicted model, not a curated record